AUGGAAGACUCCGGACUGAAAAAGACGCCAGCGAUUGCUGCUCGCGAGACGGGUAUGGAGGAACAUUGCUUACUUUGUUUAUACUGAACAUAAAGGUAAAGGGACCCCUGACCAUUAGGUCCAGUCGUGGCCGACUCUGGGGUUGCGGCGCUCAUCUCGCUUUAUUGGCCGAGGGAGCCGGCGUACAGCUUCCGGGUCAUGUGGCCAGCAGGACUGAGCCGCUUCUGGCGAACCAGAGCAGCGCACGGAAACGCCGUUUACCUUCCCGCCGGAGCGGUACCUAUUUAUCUACUUGCACUUUGCCGUGCUUUUGAACUGCUAGGUGGGCAGGAGCAGGGACCGAGCAACGGGAGCUCACCCCGUCGCAGGGAUUCGAACCGCCGACCUUCUGAUCGGCAAGUCCUAGGCUCUGUGGUUUAAUCCACAGCGCCACCCGUGUCCCUUAUACUGAACAUGGCAACGUACUAAACCUCUAAGCAGAGCCGUCUUUCCCGUUGGUGUUAGUGGUGCGUCGCGCCAGGGCGCCGGCCUCUCAGGGGCGCCCUAGCGAGUAGGGGAGCUGUGCGGCUUUGUCGGCAGCCUCCCCUUUCCCUGCACGCCUGCCAGCUGCGCCCCGCCAACUAUAUGGCUGGCGGGAGGCAUGCAGCUUCCUUCCCAAGCCUUCGUGGGAGGAGAGGGAUCACCGCAGAGGCUUAGGAUGAAAGCUGCGUGGCAGUAAAGAGCGCUAUGCGCUCCCUGCUCAUAUUAUGGGCAGAUGGAUCCAGCAUUUCAGAAGUUUUAAAGUUUGCUUCUGGAAUGGAAGACUAAAGAUGAACAGGUUAAAUCUGUAAUGAUACACUGGGUAAUAAUAAUAAUAAUUUCUUAUACCCCUCCGGUCUGACCAGGCCUCCCUAGCCACUCUGGGCGGCUCCCAACAGAAUAUUAAAAACACGAUAAAACAUCAAACUUUAAAAAAUUCCCUAAACAGGGCUCCUAAAAGUCAGAUAGUUGUUUAUUUCCUUGACAUCUGGUAGGAGGGCAUUCCAAUAGGGAGGGUGCCACCACCGAGAAGGUCCGGCAGGGAUUUGGGCUAAAGAUCUGGGGCACAUAAAGUUAUGGAAAACUGACUUGAAAUUCUCAGCAUGUUGUAGGCUGAAAGAAAACUGUAUGAAAAUGAUGUGCCGGUGGUAUUUGACCCCUAGUAAGUUAGCAAAAAUGUACAAGACAAGUACAAAUACCUUCCGGGAAGGUAAAGAAAAAGAAGGUACCUUUUAUCAUUUGUGAGGUAAUAAAAGCAUUCUGGGAGAUAAUAUGCAGUCGUACCUUGUUUUGCGACUGGGAUCCAAAAAGGAAUACGCGAGCGGCAAACCUGGAAGUAACCCUUUCCGGUACUUCCAGGUUUGCCAUGGACGUUCGCCGGAAUGGACACUAGACAAGGCGGAUGUUCGUGGAGGUAAUGGAAUGGGCGGGGGGAAUGUUUAAAAUAACCUUUAUAUAAAAAAACCAGAAUCUUUUUUAUUAGGAGUUGUAGGUAAAGGUAAAGGUAAAGGUAAAGGUAAAGGGACUCCUGACCAUUAGGUCCAGUCGUGGCCGACUCUGGGGUUGCGGCGCUCAUCUCGCUUUACUGGCCAAGGGAGCCGGCGUACAGCUUCCGGGUCAUGUGGCCAGCAGGACUAAGCUACUUCUGGCGAACCAGAGCAGCGCACGGAAACGCAGUUUACUUUCCUGCCGGAGCGGUACCUAUUUAUCUACUUGCACUUUGAUGUGCUUUCGAACUGCUAGGUUGGCAGGAGCAGGGACCGAGCAACAGGAGCUCACCCCGUUGCGGGGAUUCGAACUGCUGACCUUCUGAUCGGCAAGCCCUAAGCUCUGUGUUUUAACCCACAGCGCCACCUGUGUCCCUAACCAGAGGUACCACUGUAUAUAAAAAAAACAGAAGCUUUUUUAUUAGGAGUUGUAGGUACUGAUACCCCAAAGGACCAGAAAAGACUUUUUAUGUAUGCAAUGACAGCUGCACGGAUGUUACGAGCCCAAAGUUUCUACCAAACGCAGCUCUAGGAACUGCCAAGUUCGUCAGAAGCCUGAAAGGAGCUUGUCAAUAUGAUGAUCAACAGCACGAUAUGUGCCUCUAAAAGCUUCUGGGGUCCACGUGGGGUGACUGGGGAGGCCCACUCUGUUUCCCCCUGCUACAGGAAUCGAAUGUGUGCCUUUUCCAGGUUUUUGGCGAGAGCGCCGUCCAAAGAUAGAGCUUCGUGUGAUAAUAAGCUGUUCUGGAUUCUCUGUUGUAAUUUGUGGGGCAGAGGAAUUGUGGGCAGCAGGGACGGGAAGGUGUUUCGCUGACAUUCUCUGAGGGCAGGAGAAAGUCUGUAGACAGCUUCUCAGCAGUGCGGGGGAGUUAGCAGUGGCAGGAACACAGCUGAAGAACACUCUCCUAUUCCAAAGACCUAUUCCAAAGACCUUUGUUGGCAAAGGUCUUGCCAACAAAGGUCCGUAUAGUAAAAGCUAUGGUUUUCCCAGUAGUGAUGUAUGGAAGUGAGAGCUGGACCAUCAAGAAGGCUGAUCGCCAAAGAAUGGAUGCUUUUGAAUUCUGGUGCUGGAGGAGACUCUUGAGAGUCCAUGGACUGCAAGAAGAUCAAACCUCUCCAUUCUGAAGGAAAUCAGCCCUGAGUGCUCACCGGAAGGACAGAUCCUGAAGCUGAGGCUCUAAGACUUUGGCCACCUCAUGAGAAGAGAAGACUCUCUGGAAAAGACCCUGAUGUUGGGAAAGAUGGAGGGCACAAGGAGAAGGGGACGACAGAGGACGAGAUGGUGGGACAGUGUUCUCAGGCUACCAGCAUGAGUUUGACCCAACUGCGGGAGGCAGUGGAAGACAGGAGUGCCUGGCAUGCUCUGGUCCAGGGGGUCACGAAGAGUCGGACACGACUAAACGACUAAGCAACAACAGCAACAUUCCAAAGACGCGGGUGGCGCUGUGGUCUAAACCACUGAGCCUCUUGAGCUUGCAGAUCAGAAGGUCAGCAGUUCGACGGGGUGAGCUCCCAUUGCUCCGUCCCAGCUCCUGCCAACCUUGCAGUUCGAAAGCACACCAGUGCAAGUAGAUCAAUAGGUACCACUGCAGCUGGAAGGUAAACGGUGUCUCCAUGCACUCUGGUUUCUGUCACGGUGUCCUGUGGUGCCAGAAGUGGUUUAGUCCUGCUGGGCACAUUCUUAGUCACUGAAACCUGUUUCUAAAAUGUUCCCCCCCCCCUCUUCAUAUACCAUGCCAGGCCCCGGACCGGGAUGCUACACCUUGCCCCCCACAGUUGGGUUUGUCAACCACGACUACACUCGAUUCACCAGUCCAGCUUACUCCUUCCACCAGAGGCUGAAAAACAGACGUGAGUAGUUGAACCGCCGAGUGGUUACCUGUAAGGUAAAAGAGCAAUGCUUGAGGAGGAGGCUGUGUCUUCUAUAUGGGCUGUGGUUGCUUGAGUGGGUGGGUGGCAGUUGUUUGCAGUGAUUAACAGCCAUUUGUGAGGUGCUUUCACAUGCACAUGUGUGCACGCACACACACACUUUUCCAGGUGUUCUGGGUAAUGAAGUUUGAUCCAGCAGAAUUCAUCUAAUUGUCGGCCAAUUGGUGCCACAGAAGGAUAGAACUUUCUUCAUGUAUGCCACAACAGCAGCAAGAAUACUCAUCGCAAAAGUAUUGGAAGACACAAGAUCUACCCACUUUGGAAGAAUGGCAGAUGAAGGUGAUGGACUAUAUGGAAUUGGCAGAAAUGACUGGCAGAAUCCGAGACCAGGGAGAAGAGUCGGUGGAAGAAGAUUGGAAGAAAUUUAAAGACUAUUUACAGAAGUAUUGUAAAAUUAAUAAAUGAUAGAAUGAUGUUGGAUAGUAAUUAAGCGGUUUCCAGCUGUAAUGUUCUAAGAGAAUAUGAAAAAAGGGUUAUAAAUGGGUUAAAAUCUAAUGGUAAGGAUUUGCUGAACCAAUAAAUUGAAGUGGAAUACAAAAAGGGAGGUACGAGGAGGUCCGGGAAACAAGCUAAAGGAAAAUAAGUAAUAGAAAAUAUGUGUGUUUUUAACUGUUUUUAUUUUGUAUUUUUCUUUUUUCUUUUUCAUUUUCACUGUAAUAUUUCAAAAAACCUUAAUAAAUAUCUUAUAAAAAAACAAAAACAAAACAGAAUUCAUCUAAAAGCCCUAAACAGCCUCGGUCCAGUAUACCUGAAGGAGCGUCUCCACCUCCAGCGUUCUGCCCGGACACUGAGGUCCAGCUCCGAGGGCCUUCUGGCGGUUUCCUCACUGCAAGAAGCCAAGUUACAGGGAACCAGGCAGAGGGCCUUCUCGGUGGUGGCGCCCGCCGUGUGGACCGCCCUCCCAUCAGAUGUCAAAGAGAAAAAGAACUACCAAACUUUUAGAAGACAUCUGAAGGCAGCCCUGUUUAGGGAAGCUUUUAAUGUUUAAUAGGUUAUUGUAUUUUAGUGUUUUGUUGGAAGCUGCCCAGAGUGGCUGGGGAAACCCAGCCAGAUGGGCGGGGUAUAAAUAAUAAAUUAUUAUUAUUUAUUACAGUGUCAAGGAGGAGGGGGCAUGCUUAGGGAAAGGGCCCUACUGAGGCCAUCUUGCCCACAUGGCUGCCUCUAAAUCACACACACACACACACACACACACACACACACACACACAAAUAUUCAGAUGCAGCGGUGUUACCAGCCAUGCAACAGGCUUGGAAACUUCCAAAAUGCUUUUGAAUAUUUCUUCCAGGAAGUUCAAAUGGGGUGUCCAGAUGUGGACAGAUGUGCUGGAAUGUGUGGAAGGUGUGUGCAUUGCCUCCAAAGUCAGAACAGAAGAGCACUUAAGGGGUGAUAUGAUAGCCAUGUUCAAAUAUAUAAAAGGAUGUCACAUAGAGGGAGGGAGAAAGGUUGUUUUCUGCUGCUCCAGAGAAGCGGACACGGAGCAAUGGAUCCAAACUACAAGAAAGAAGAUUCCACCUAAACAUUAGGAAGAACUUCCUGACAGUAAGAGCUGUUCGACAGUGGAAUUUGCUGCCAAGGAGUGUGGUGGAGUCUCCUUCUUUGGAGGUCUUUAAGCAGAGGCUUGACAACCAUAUGUCAGGAGUGCUCUGAUGGUGUUUCCUGCUUGGCAGGGGGUUGGACUCGGUGGCCCUUGUGGUCUCUUCCAACUCUAUGAUUCUAUGAUUCUAUUCUAUGAUUCUAUGCAGCGCAGCGACGAAGCACAGGCAAAACUUUCCUAAAUCCGCAGAAGGCACGGUUAAAAUUAGCACAUGAAGAGGAAUAAAGGGAUGUACAUGUUCUCAAAGUUAACGGAGCUUUGCUUAUAAAACAAAUGAACAUGACUGCAAUGGAGACGAGAUAAACAUUUGACAGGUGGCAUGAAUAGCUGUCAGGAUUCAAGUCUCCAUGACAAUUUUCAGAGAUGGAGCCCACAAACGUCUCUCUGCACUUGGCAGCCUUUGCCACAAACAGUAUCCAACUUUAGCACUGCUCAGAGUAGUCCCACUGAGAUUAAAGGACCUGCGUGCAUUUUUGUCAGUGAGUCAUCUCUGACCAGGGCCGGAUUAUUGGUUUGAUGAGGCCCUCAGCUACUGAAGGUAAUGGGGCCCCUUCUAUGUCCAGCUGUCCUUUGACAACAACAAGCGGUCACUGUUUUUGUGUUGAAUAUAGGAGUAUAUGGCAGGGGUCAGCAACCUAAGGCCCAUGGGCCAGAAGAAGAAGAAGAAGAGUUUGGAUUUGAUAUCCCGCCUUUCACUCCCUUUAAGGAGUCUCAAGCGGCUAACAUUCUCCUUUCUCCUUCCUGCCCCACAACAAACACUCUGUGAGGUGAGUGGGGCUGAGAGACUUCAGAGAAGUGUGACUAGCCCAAGGUCACCCAGCAGCUGCAGGUGGAGGAGCGGAGACGCGAACCCGGUUCACCAGAUUACGAGUCCACCGCUCUUAACCACUACACAGCACUGGCUCUGGUGUAGCCGGAAAAGGUCGUUUGACCAGCCCACGAGCCACCCCCCCGAACUGAGCUGCCCAUUCGUGCGCUGCACUAAAUUGGCACAGCGCAGGGUGGGGACUCGAAAAUUGCGUCUGUGUCUGCGCAUGCGCAGGUGCUGAAAAUCACAGGUGCACACACGAUCUAGCCCUUGAAGGGAUCUCUGCGGGACCGAUCCAGCCCAGGCAAGAUAAACUUUGCUGAUCCCUGCUAUACGGUAAUGCAAGCAGUCCAUGCAGAAUGUAGGCACCCUAUAUAUAGAAAGGAGCAAACCAGGGAUAUUUUAGGGAGCAGGCUAGCAGGCGGGGGACAUGACUUACAUCUUGGAGCCUACACAACACAAAACACUGCUGCUGUAAGUAGGUUUUGUAAUAAACGAAAAUCUGUCCUUAUUCCCUCUUGGGCAAGGUGAUUGAGCACGUGGUUGCUGAACAACUCCAGGCACGCCUGGAGGAUGCGGACCAUUUGGAUCCCUUCCAAUCGGGAUUCAGGCCUCACCAUGGGACUGAAACUGCCUUGGUCGCGCUGGUUGAUGAUCUCCGGCGAGCUAGGGACAAAGGUGAGAGUUGUUUCCUGGUUCUGCUGGAUCUCUCAGCGGCCUUUGAUACAAUCGACCAUAACAUCCUUCUGGACCGUCUAGAGGGGCUGGGAGCUGGGGGCACUGUUAUACAGUGGUUUCGCUCCUUCCUCCUGGGCCGUGUUCAGAAAGUGGUGGUGGGGAUGAGUGUUCAGACCCUGGGCCCUCACUUGUGGGGUGCCUCUGGGUUCCGUCCUCUCCCCCAUGCUUUUUAACAUCUAUAUCACCCCGCGGGGAGAGAUCAUCUGGGGAUUGGGACUGGGUGUCCAUCAAUAUGCAGAUGAUACCCAGCUCUACCUCUCUUUCAAAUCAGAACCAGUGAAGGCGGUGAAGGUCCUGUGUGAGUGCCUGGAGGCGGUUGGAGGAUGGAUGGCGGCUAAUGGAUUGAAGUUGAAUCCUGACAAGACAGAAGUAUUGUUUUUGGGGGACGGGGGGGGCUGGUGUGGAGGACUCCCUGGUCCUGAAUAGGGUAACUGUGCCCCUGAAGGACCAGGUGCGCAGCCUGGGAGUCAUUUUGGACUCACAGCUGUCCAUGGAGGCGCAGGUCAAUUCUGUAUCCAGGGCAGCUGUCUACCAACUCCACCUGGUACGCAGGCUGAGACCCUACCUGCCCGCGGACUGUCUCGCCAGAGUGGUGCAUGCUCUAGUUAUCUCCCGCUUGGACUACUGCAAUGCGCUCUACGUGGGGCUACCUUUGAAGGUGACCCGGAAACUACAAUUAAUCCAGAAUGCGGCAGCUAGACUGGUGACUGGGGCGGCCGCCGCGACCCCAUAACACCGGGCUUGAAAGACCUACAUUGGCUCCCAGUACGUUUCCGAGCACAAUUCCAAAGUGUUGGUGUUGACCUUUAAAGCCCUAAACGGCCUCGGCCCAGUAUACCUGAAGGAGCGUCUCCACCCCCAUCGUUCUGCCCGGACGCUGAGGUCCAGCGCCGAGGGCCUUCUGGCGGUUCCCUCAUUGCGAGAAGCAAAGCUACAGGGAACCAGGCAGAGGGCCUUCUCGGUAGUGGCGCCCGCCCUGUGGAACGCCCUCCCAUCAGAUGUCAAAGCGAUAAAUAACUACCUGACAUUUAGAAGGCAUCUUAAGGCAGCCCUGUUCAGGAAGCUUUUAAUCUGUGAUAUUUUACUGUAUUUUUUGUUUCUAUGGAAGCCGCCCAGAGUGGCUGGGGAAACCCAGCCAGAUUGGCGGGGUACAAAUAAUAAAUUAUUAUUAUUAUUAUUAUUAUUAUUAUGGGGGACAACAAGAGCCCUCAUAGAGUCCUUGGUAAGUUCUCCAUCGGUUGGAGGAAAAAACAGAGGGCAACCAGAGAAUAUUGAGGUAUGCUGUCCCUCUCCAGGUGUACCCAUUGUUUUAUCUCGUCUUCUAGUAUAUCCGCUGUUGUUGUUUUUCCUCCUCUCCAGUAGACCUGAAGGAUUCAAGUCCUGGGCCGUGUUACUUCGUGCACCCUGAACUCACGCGCUUUGGCCGGGCGAAGGGACCUUCCUACUCCAUGCUGGCAAGAGCGAGACCCCCGGGUAAGUGGGCAGGCGGGCUUUUGAAACACCCAUGAAACAGAGAGCAUGCAAUAUAGGGGAGGUUGGGUACCAACUAGAUUGCUGCGAGAUGGUCAGGCUGGGUCUGCCCUCGGAGACGGCAUAAAUGUUGCAGCGGGUUCAAAACGCAGAGGCUAGACUAUGAGCUUUACCCGGCUGCCGGUUUGUUUCUGGGCCCAAUUCUGGUGCUCAUCUGGGCCCAGUUCUGGUGAUCAGCAGUUCCUCCACCCUCAGAGGCUUGAGGUGGUGCUGGCCUUGCAGGAGAGGGUCUCUAAGUGGGAGAUCUCCCCACAAAAGUGCUUCUGGUAUCUUCAUCGUACCGCUUUCAGCAAACCGCUGACGACAGACCUCUUUACCCCGGCUUUUGACACUUGAGAUGGAUAUUUGGUGACGGGGAGGGGCCGCCGAGACCACAUAACACCGGUCCUGAAAGACCUCCAUUGGCUCCUAGGACGUUUCCGAGCACAAUUCAAAGUGUUGGUGCUGACCUUGAAAGCCCUAAACGGCCUCAGCCCAGUACACCUGAAGGAGCGUCUCCACCCCCAUCGUUCUGCCCGGACACUGAGGUCUAGCGCCGAGGGCCUUCUGGCGGUUCCCUCCCUGCGAGAAGUGAGGUUGCAGGGAACCAGGCAGAGGGCCUUCUCAGUGGUGGUGCCCGCCCUGUGGAACGCCCUCCCAUCAGAUGUCAAGGAAAUAAACAACUAUCUGAUUUUUAGAACCCCAUAGUCACCUUUGACUUAACCGUCCAGGGGUCAUUUGCCUUUUUUUUUACUUAGUAAUAAUUUGACUCCUGGGACGCGGGUGGCGCUGUGGGUUAAACCACAGAGCCUAGGGCUUGCCAAUCAGAAGGUCGGCGGUUUGAAUCCCUGCGACGGGGUGAACUCCCGUUGCUCUGUCCCUGCUCCUGCCAACCUAGCAGUUCAAAAGCACGUCAAGGUGCAAGUAGAUAAAUAGGUACCGCUCCGGCGGGAAGGUAAUUGGCGUUCCAUGCGCUGCUCUGGUUCGCCAGAAGCGGCUUAGUCCUGCUAGCCACAUGACCCGGAAGCUGUACGCCCGCUCCCUUGGCCAAUAAAUCGAGAUGAGCGCCGCAACCCCAGAGUCGGUCAUGACUGGACCUAAUUGUCAGGGGUCUCUUUACCUUAAUUCAAGCCCCAAAUUGGGCAUAAGAUUCCUGCAUUGCUGGGGGUUGGGCUGUAUGACCCACGCAACUGUUCAGGGAAGUUUUUAACGUGUGAUAUUUUACUGUAUUUUUGGUUUCUAUGGAAGCCGCCCAGAGUGGCUGGGGAGGCCCAGCCAGAUGGGCGGGGUAUAAAUAAUAAAUUUAUUAUUAUUAUUAUUAUUAUUAUUAUUAUUAUUAUUAUUACCCCUUCCAUCUCCUCAAUUCAGCUCUGUGCAAAGCUACUUCCUGUUCUCCGACCACUACACCACACUACCUCUGCGCCGAGCUGUGUUCAAUGGUGUGUAUUUUCCCUCCAGGUCUGCCCCAGACCCCUGGGCCGGGGGCGUACAGCCCUGAGAGGGCUCCUCCUCCGUCUCAGCAGAGACCGCCUUCCUUUUCCAUCGGGGCCCGCACCAAAAGCCGCCUGGUGGACCCCGUCCCGGCCCCCAACAGCUACACCCUCCCCUCGCUGCUUGGCCCGCGGGUGCCCAGCAAGCCCUCGAGUCCAUCCUUCACCAUCCGUGGCUGGAACGCCAAGGGGAGCUACGCCGAAGACCUCUCCCAGACCCCCGGCCCGGGGCGUUACAACACCACAGACCCCAGUGUUUAUCUGUGUCGGCCCCCGUCGUUCUCCAUGCUGGGGAGGUUGAAGAAGCCCACACAGGUCUCCCACACCCCGGGCCCCGGGGCCCACAGCCCAGAGAAGGUGAAGGUUCAUAGGGCGAGAGCCCCUUCCUACUCCCUCGGGGUCCGCCACUCGGAAUUCCUCAUGCCCCUCAUCACGGAUGUUCCAGAGUGGUAG
This is a messenger RNA of Podarcis lilfordi (Lilford's wall lizard), 10026 nucleotides long. The record is from the annotation of a GenBank genome assembly. Lineage: Eukaryota; Metazoa; Chordata; Lepidosauria; Squamata; Lacertidae.